UUAAGCCAAUCAGAAAAAGUUUCCUACACAAGGAAGCCAGCAGUGACUUUACAGGAGGUAUCUCGUAGCUAUACCGUAUAUUCUGGUUAAUUAUAUAUUUUUUUAACUUUGAAAACAUAUUUCCCAUCUGUUUUUCCAACAGCCCGUUCACCUCAGAGAAAACAUUAGCUAGAAGAAUGCCUUCCUGUUAUUUUUUCCUCCCUGACCUCAUUCUAACAAUGCUGUUUGGUGACAUCAAAGCAUGAAGCAGCCAGAGAGCAAUAAAUCCAUAAGGACCAGGAAUGUGCCAUAAAUCACACCAGCAGGUGAAGUGGUGUGUUGCUCUAAAUUGCCAGGAUACUGAUUGUUGUGUUAAAGAAGCAAAUAAAGAUGUGAUUGUUCAUGUUGUGUUUGUGCAGGAAAAUAUUCUGUAAUGGCUUUGCUGGUGAUUAUUCUGUCUUGGUGCGCGGCAGCCCCAGAGAGCUGUAAACCUGCGUGUUUGAUGACCUCGGGUCAGAACUCUGCACAGUAGCGUGUCUCAUCUUUUCUCUUUGCGCCUGUUGUGUCUCCUCUGCUGCGUUGCGCGCUACGGGGCGGGGGUGGCGCUCAGUCCGGACGCACCAAAACCAGCUGCUCUCUGCCGCUCCAGCUGCCCGUGUGGGACUCGGAAAUAUGGGCGUAGAGAAGGAAAAAUCAGACACAAGCAUUAUUAUGGACGAGGAUGAGUUCAACAGAUCCAUAGAGCCCAUCCUGUCGAAGGAGAAGGUUUACGCAGCUGCGCAGGACCGCGAUCCACACGACAUCAACACGCAUUUGAAGGUGGGCUUUGAGGACGUGAUCGCGGAGCCGGGUUCCACUCACAGCUUUGACAAGGUGUGGGUCGGGAGCCACGCUGCCUUCGAGCUGGUCAAGUUCUUCUGUUACCGCCUGAUGAGCACGCUGCUGGCCGUGCCACUGGCGUUCAUCCUGGGACUGGUGUUUGGAGUGCUCAGCUGCGUCCAUGUCUGGCUGGUGAUGCCGCUGGUCCAGAGUUUCAUGGUGCUGCUGCCAUCAUUACAGGUCGUCUGGAGGAGCCUGACAGACAUGUUCGUAACACCGCUCUCCCACAGCAUGGGAAGACUCUUGUCCUCUAUUCAAGUGAAAAUGAUGGAAAACUGAUGUGGGCGUGUCUCUGUCCCUCAGCAGAAGGGGAGUAAUGAAGGAAAGCUUUGGCGUCAAAGCGAACUGUUGGAAUGUUUCCAGUAUAACACAUGAACCUUUGGGAAAUACUGAAAAAGUUAUGACGAUUGUAAAUUAGAAAAUGUUCAGUUAUGGCCACAAUGUCACUGACUUGGUUUUAUUGGUGUGUUUUAUUGGUUUGAGGCGUGUGUGAACUACCUAUGAGUGGUUGGUUUUGUAUGAGGGUUUCACUGGUCAACCCAACUUACUGGUCUUACAUCCCAUCAAGACUCACAUAUGUGAUGGUAUGGCAUCACUCUUGAGUUGUUUUACAAAAUGAAUGAAGCUGGAAAACUGGAAAACAAGCACAAGUCUGAUAGCCUAGCAAGCCAUUCUGUAUAAGUAGACAACUAUAGUCUGGCCAUGUCCCAUAGAGAGAGCCAGGGGUGGACUGGCAAUCUGGCAUACCAGGCAUCGUCCCAGUUGGCCGUUUACCCAGUGAGGUCCCAUCCAGUUCGUUAUUCCUGACUUGGACUGACCUAAAAUCAUUUGGGCCAAUGGUAGACCUGCUAAGGAUACAAUGGAUUGUGGCUGGACCGACCUGCAGAGCUAAAUCAUUUGCUACUGCUAGCAAGGCGCUAGAACACAUUGUUAAAAGACAUAUAGUCAUAAAAUUGUCUAGAUCUCUGGUCUACCAGUCUGAUGCAUCUUGGAGUGAAAGCUGAUAUUAUGUAUUAGCUAUAUUUACACAUGUAAGCAGCUUUUUCAACCUAUUAUUUUGAUUUUGAGUGGUUGGUUUUGUAUGAGGGUUUUACUGGUCAACCCAACUUACUGGUCUUACAUCCCAUCAAGACUCACAUAUCUGAUGGUAUGGCAUCACUCUUGGGUUGUUUUACAAAAUGAAUGAAGGUCAAAACAUGAAGAAACGUGUCCCUUUGGUGUAGGCCAGGGGUUCCUACGCUGAGUGCAUCAUGACUGAUUACUAACCACUCAUAAAUAUUCCACACUUCACAAAGGCCUUACAAGCUAGAUCAGACAGACAAUAACUACUAAUUAACAAAGCGGGUCUUGUCAGUAAGUUCCCUUUUUGCAGUUUUGUGACCAAAUUCCUUUUCUGAGAGAACUUACUGAGAACAGAAAAGUGAAAUGCUGACACGCAGUCCUUCUGCUUUAUAAUGUAUAUUUUGCAAGUUGUUGAAGAAGAAGUUGGACAUAAAAAGCUGAAUAAGAAAUGACAUGAUAAUUAUCUGAAUGCUAAAUGCUAAGCUGCUGCUAGCUGCACAUGUGCAGGUGUGUAUUUCUGUAUCUGCUGUGUUGAUCUCACAGCACAAUGACAAUAAUGUUAGAUAUCUACCUUUAUCUGCAUUGAACUCAUAUUUAAGCACGUGUGAAGGAGCAGGAUUACAGAUCUAUGACUGUGAUCCUCGUAACUGAUCCGUUGACACAAGGGAAUCUCACUGAGUGUGAUGAGGGGCAUUAAAUGAGUCGGAUGUUGCUUCAGCUGAGCAGAGACUCUGGCACAUUGGUUAUAAAUAUUAGCAACCCUUUAACAUGUUCCCCAACCAGAAGGAGCUAAGGAGAGGCAUAAAUGCUCUGUUGUUCUUUUUUGGGUGGGGGAUGUCUUGAUUUGAAAUCAUAUAAAUUUAACAAAUAUAACAGCUGACUUAGUGAUGCCAAACUCUUCCCCACAAAGGAGUUGGCGCGCCUUCACUCAGGUUGUUUGAACUGCUUUAAAGGGCAAGUUCAAUGAGAAACUGUAAACUUUUUAUUUAUUUCAUUUCCAUGCAGGCUGAAUGUCUCUUACACCGAUCUUCUGCGUGAGCUUCUGAUGGAAAUAGGGUGGUGCAACACUCGGGUUAGAAAAGCCUGACAGAUCUAUGUCACACUGUCACUCAGCAUUCAUGGACUGACUCAUCGUGACUCGCGACGGGGCGAGCUGUUGUUGGUUUAGCGAACAUGAAACAACAAAGGAUGUCUUGGCUAGUAGAAGCUAACCGAUUUAGCAACUCCACCACACAGCAGAACUCCUCUAGGCUUGUUUUAUUUGUGGAGAUAAAACAUCAACAUUGCAGAGCAAACAGUGUCAAUGGAAGAGUUGUGUUGCUGUUAGCCAAUCAGAGGAGAGAUGUCCAAAUAACAGGACAAACAAGUUAAGUGGGUCUUUAUCAUUACUAUCUCAUCUAAACAGGUGUUUGUGCUUACCUCUGCCUUCAGUUUCAUUGUUUUCUUUACAACUUCAUCUGGGUUUUAUGAAUAUUAGGGAGUGGUUUUUCUUUUCGAAAUAACGUAACUUCUGGUCCUUAGCUGUGAGAAACGUUUGUUUCUACAUGAUGAAAAUAAAGACGUUUUCCGCUCCAGCUGA
Molecule: messenger RNA, 3499 nt
Organism: Nothobranchius furzeri (turquoise killifish)
Lineage: Eukaryota; Metazoa; Chordata; Actinopteri; Cyprinodontiformes; Nothobranchiidae
Gene: cav2
Product: caveolin 2
Biological process (GO): positive regulation of MAPK cascade; negative regulation of endothelial cell proliferation; caveola assembly
Cellular component (GO): perinuclear region of cytoplasm; cytoplasmic vesicle; caveola
Molecular function (GO): protein kinase binding; molecular adaptor activity
Source: RefSeq, a predicted model, not a curated record